Molecule: messenger RNA, 1643 nt
Organism: Exophiala mesophila
Lineage: Eukaryota; Fungi; Ascomycota; Eurotiomycetes; Chaetothyriales; Herpotrichiellaceae
Exons: 3
Coding region: 250-1317 (355 amino acids)
Molecular function (GO): oxidoreductase activity, acting on the CH-OH group of donors, NAD or NADP as acceptor; transcription corepressor activity; NAD binding
Source: RefSeq, a predicted model, not a curated record
GCUGACACGAUCCAACUGAUCCAACGGCAAUGUGCACAAUUACCUGACGGAUGUGCGGCCUCAACAAACUGCCAUCUCUUGGUGCUCGUCCCCCACAGCAUUUGGGGAUGACGCCUUAAGAGAUGCGGGGCAGAGACCGACACAGUCGGGGUACCCCGUUCCCCGUGAGCAGCUCGAUGGAUAUGUAUAUCACUGCUUGUGCCGAUUCUCGCUCAAAACGUUCGUUGCCAGUGAUAUUCUACUACGACGAUGGCUCCGAACAAGCGCACCUUCACCAUCAUCCAGGCCGAUGGACUUUACCCGGACGACUCUAUCGAACAACAAAUAUUCACGCCUACAGAGUCUCAGAACUAUCAAGUCAAAUAUGUCCAGACCGAUCUGUGGGUUCCUGGAACCCCGACACCCAAGCCAUGGACGGCCAUUGACAAGGUCUUGCGAGAUGAGGUUGACGGCAUAAUGGUGCUCAAGAUGGGCUUCACCAAACAAGAUCUGGACCUCUUCCCCAGACUCAAAGUCAUUGUGCGCAUGGGAGUUGGCUAUGAUCGACUUGACAGGGUCUGCCUUGCUGAACGAGGUGUGACGGUAUGUAAUGUACCAGACUACGGCACCUGUGAAGUCGCCGAUCAUGCCUUGGCACUGGCACUCUCUCUUCGACGAGGCGUUCUACUCCAUCAUGAAACCCAGCGUGCCGACCCACCCGCCCACUGGGCGUACAUUGAAUCCCCGCUGGUGGCCCGUCUACAAAACACCACAUUUGGAAUCUUGGGCAUCGGCCGAAUUGGCACCGCAGCAGCUUUACGGGCCAAAGCAUUCGGGUGGAAUGUGCUCUUCUAUGAUCCAUAUGUGGCCAACGGCUACGACAAAAGUCUUGGCGUUGAGCGGACGCGAGAUAUCAAGGAGCUGUUUCGAAGGAGUACGACGCUCAGUCUGCACUGUCCCUGCACGCGCGAAACGAGGGCGAUGGUUGGCUAUGAAUUGCUGAAGCUGCUUCCAAGAGGAGCCAUCAUCGUCAACACGGCACGAGGCGAGAUUGUCGAUCUUGAUGGCGUCGAGAGAUGUCUGAAGGAAGGCAUCAUCAGCGGUGCAGGGUUGGACGUGUUGGACGAAGAACCCAUCCCUGAAGAUCGAGUGCAUCCUCUCUUGCAGGCUUAUAGAAGAAAGGAGACAUGGCUGCAAGGCCGGAUGGCCGUCACAUGCCAUACGGCAUACUACAGCCCGGAGAGCUUUGUGGACAUCCGCGUCAAAAGUUCCCAGACAAUGCGCGAUGUUUUAAUUGAUGGUCUGAGCAGCAACGUUAUCACUCCAGACAUGGAAUAGUGGAAUCUCUACGCAGUCGUCUGAUCGCAUGGAAAGACAAACUUGCACCCAGGAUCAACUUGGCGGAUUUAAGUACAGCUCGGAACUCGUUGUUGAUGAUCAUUUCGGAAGGCCCGACACUGAUUCAGUCCCUCGAAUCAGUCUAUAAGUACGUGGUACACUGUACAGUUUCCGUCCACAUGAGGUACGACUUUUGGGUGAUUAUAGAUGAUCUGGGGCUGGCCAACAAGGCCAUAUCCCGUGACUACUUAGAUGGCUUGGCGCCGAAUUGUUCACACAAGGUCAGUAUAUAAUAUGAGCUGUGACAAAUGUACAUACCUGGUUUA